AUGUUCCGAAUACUCGAAUCGCAAGCGCCGGCCAAACAAACGGCAACGGACACAAUCAACACGCUGAGCAGUAGGCUCCAGAGCGUCACAUUACUCGAGGACCGACGAGCUGCGAUACUAGGAUUGAGGAGCUUUGCAAAGAUCUACCCGGCUUCUGUUGCGUCGGAGUCGCUUCGACCCUUGAUCAGCAGCCUCCGGAAUGACCAAGAAGAUGUGGACACGGUUAAGGUGGUCUUGGAGACGUUGUUGAAUUUGUUUUCUCCAGAUGAGAGCAGUCCCGAAGCGUCGGACGAGAUAGCUCUUUGGCUCGCCGAUGAGUUUACGCAACGACAAGAUAACAUUACGACACUCCUUGACCUCCUCGAGACGAACGAUUUCUACUCCCGCCUAUAUUCCCUACAGUUGAUCUCCCUCAUCUCAAGUGCGCGACCCGAUAGAACUCAGGAAUGUAUAUUCACCGCGCCACUGGGGAUCCCGAGGCUAGUUAGCGCUCUGAAUGAUGUGCGCGAACCUGUUCGCAAUGAAGCCCUAGUUUUGCUUAUCGCAUUGACGCCGUCCUCCGAAGAACUUCAGAAACUAGUCGCCUUCGAAAAUACCUUUGAAACACUAUUCUCCUUAAUCGAAGCGGAGGGAGCAUUAACACAUGGUUCGGAAGUCGUAGCAGACUGUCUGGCCUUGUUAGCAAACCUUUUGAAGCUGAACAUCUCGAAUCAAUCAUACUUCCGGGAAACAGGCUGUGUCAAGAGGUUGGCGAAACUUCUUGCCGAUGUCAACCAGGAACAAGACCAGGAUGGACCGUCUCCAUGGAUCCUCGCACAUCGCGACAAGAAUAUCUGGGGCACAUUAGCUAUCAUCCAAUUAUUUUUGGCGAAGGGCGGAAUUAAUACGCCUGCGAACCAGAUGGCAUUUUGGCAUAGUGGUGUCAUGGAACAGGUGUUGAAUUUAGCUUUUGGUCAGCGGUUUACCGUCAAUAUCACGUCCAAGGCAUUGGCAACGUGUGCCGAUUUGAUCCGAGGAAAUCCAGGUUUGCAAGAACAGUUCGGAGACGUCGAAGUCCUCUGGGGAAGUGAGCCCACCAGUGAACGCACUCCAAACGGCGAAAUCAUAGUCAAUGGCUUCCAGAGAAUUAACGUGAUUGAAGCUCUACUCAAGUUAACCCUCGAACCUGCAUCCAUUCAGCAAUUGGAUGCGCGUCUUGCCGCUUGCGAAUGUAUAAAAGCCUUCUUUGUCAACCACUCUGGAAUCCGACAGCACGUUUUGCGACGAGCAAUCGAUGGACACCUCAGCGGUCAAGAUGAAAUCCCUAACAUCUUGUCUGUCCUGCUCACUCCACCAGAGUCCCGUGGCAACGCGGAUCUGUACCAGACUUGGAUGGCUUCCGUCUUGAUGUUCCAUUUAGUUUUCGAGGAUGCUGAGGCUAAAUCAAUGGCCAUGAAAGUAACAGAGGGCGACGCCGAAAGUGGUGAAGAGGUUAUCACUUGUGUACAAACUAUCGUGGGCCAUCUGAUUACGGGCAUGCAGCGAGGCGAUGAUGAAAGAAUAUCUGUGGGAUACCUAAUGCUGCUAUGCGGGUGGCUUUUCGAGGACCCGGACGUGGUCAACGAUUUCCUAGGCGAAGGUAGCAGCAUCCAAAGUCUGCUGCAAGAAACAAAGCACCGUGGCGUCUCGAAUGUUCUUGUGCCUGGUCUCUCUACUAUUCUGCUGGGUAUCAUAUACGAAUUUUCUUCGAAGGACUCGCCGAUUCCGCGGGAAACGCUACACAAGCUGUUGAUGGAACAGAUGGGAAGAGACCCGUAUAUUGACAAGAUCACUCGAUUCAGAGAGUCACCGCUGGUCCGCGAUUUCGAAGUCUUGCCACAAACGGUGGGCGCAACACAGCAUGACGGAGGAAUGCCUGACAUCUUCUUUGACCGGACAUUUAUCGAUUUCCUCAAAGAUAACUUCAGUCGCUUGCUCCGCGCGAUCGAUCGUGAGCCUGAUCUGGAAAUUUCUGUUAUCACGAAUGGUGUCCAAAGGGGAAUAUCACGAGAAAUGAUCGAUUCUCUGCGCUCUGAGGUGGAAGAACGGAACCAAGCAGUGCAGAAACUGGAAGCAGACCUACACAGCCUGAAACAGAAGCUCGAACAAGAGCAAUCCGAGCUCAUGAAGGCGAUGGAUUCCAGUUCCGUGGAGACUGCUCGGAUCAAGCAAAUAAACGAGGCACUGCAGCGGAACCACGAGCAAGAGCUACGGAGGCUGGAAGAACAACACAACCAGGCGAAAAAUGGCCUUCUCAAGCAGCACGGCGACCAGUUGCGGGCCAUGGACAACCAGUUGAAAGAAACCUCCGCGGACCGCGAGAAGAGAGGCCAACAGUACGAAUCUGAAAUCGCGGAACUGCAGGAGACCAUCAAUCUGCUCGAGUCCGACAUUGCGAGAUCCAAGGAACAGCAGACUCAUGAAUCUGCUCGUUUGCAAAAGAUCAUCCAGUCUCUGGAGUCUGGUCUUUCGCAAUCCAGGGAACAACAGGCGGGUGAAGUGGCUCAGUUGCAGAAGACGAUAAAGUCCUUGGAGGCCGAUCUUGCGCAAGCCAGACAACAAGCUGGUGAAGUUGCUAACUUACAACAGAUGAUCCAGUCUCUGGAGUCCGACCUCGUUAGUUCCCAGGAGCAGCAUGCAGGCGAGGUUGCUGACUUGAGAGGUACCAUCGAGAAACUGGAGUCUGACGCUGGUCAGGCCAAAGAGCAGCAUGCUACCGGUCUCGCGGACAAGGACAAAGCCAUCCAGAAUCUCCAGUCAGACAUGGAAGCACUCAAGAAGCAGCACGACAAGGAAGUCACAGACCAGAAAGCUACGAUCGACUCUUUACGAUCUGACCUCGAGAACGCCAAGAAGAAAUCCACGAAUGAUACCAAAGCCAUCCACGACGAAUAUGCCGCCAAGCUGUCCGCGCUAGAGAAGCGUGCUGAGGAAGCAGAGCGCAAGGCCGAGGAGACAGAAGCUAAAGCGAAGAAGCAAGCGGAGGAAGCCUCACAGAAGAGCAAAUCUGCGGACGCAGAUGCCAAGAAGAACGCUAAAGAAUUCAAGGACCUACGUGCAGAGCUUGACAAGACGAAAUCCCAGGUGAAGGAUGCAGAACAGAAGGGAGGCUCAGCAAAUGCCGAUGCUAAGAAGAGCGCCAAGGAACUUCAGGAUCUGCGGGCGGAACUUGAUAAAGCAAACAACCGGAUCAAGGAGGCAGAGCAGAAAGGAGACACGGCCGACGCUGGCGCAGAAAAGACCGCCAAGGAACUUGAGAGUCUACGCGAAGAGCUUGACCAAGCAAAGUCGCAACUCAAGGAGGCAGAGCAGAUGGGAGAAGACGCGGACGCGGACGCAAAGAAAAAUGUCCAAGAACUCAAGGAUCUACGGGCACAGCUUGAAAAAGCAAACACCCAGAUAAAGGAAGCAGAAGAGGCCAGCAAAUCCUCGCGGUCUGAGCUAGAUAAAGCCAAGUCGGAAGCUAAGGAGAAGGAAGAAGCGCGGAAGGCUGCACAAUCGGAACUUGAAGAUCUCUUGAUUGUGUUUGGCGAUCUGGAGGCGAAGAGGGAGCAAGAUAAGAAACGUCUCAAGGAGCUCGGGCAGGAAGUGUCUGAGGCUGAGGAUGAUGACGAUGAUGAAGAGGAGGACGAUGAUGAAUAG
Messenger RNA from Aspergillus chevalieri, 3660 nucleotides. Its product is annotated as putative intracellular protein transport protein (UsoA). The coding region runs from base 1 to 3660 and encodes 1219 amino acids. Lineage: Eukaryota; Fungi; Ascomycota; Eurotiomycetes; Eurotiales; Aspergillaceae. Gene Ontology annotation, cellular component: endoplasmic reticulum; ER to Golgi transport vesicle membrane; cytoplasm. Gene Ontology annotation, biological process: transcytosis; endoplasmic reticulum to Golgi vesicle-mediated transport; intracellular protein transport. The record is from RefSeq and is a predicted model, not a curated record. The transcript has 6 exons.